Molecule: messenger RNA, 3109 nt
Organism: Fusarium odoratissimum NRRL 54006
Lineage: Eukaryota; Fungi; Ascomycota; Sordariomycetes; Hypocreales; Nectriaceae
Exons: 4
Coding region: 489-2420 (643 amino acids)
Biological process (GO): meiotic cell cycle; positive regulation of transcription by RNA polymerase II
Cellular component (GO): nuclear chromosome
Molecular function (GO): DNA binding; DNA-binding transcription factor activity
Source: RefSeq, a predicted model, not a curated record
GCUGAAGUGGUCUCCCAGCCCGCAGACAUUCAUGACUGUUUGUGAGAGCUUAUACUAAGAACUCUCUCCGAACUUGAUACUACUAGGUCUUGUCGACAGCACUGACCCAAGUCCCUGUGCCUGGACCUCGAAACAGCCCCCCGUCAAACUCGGUCUCCACCCUGGGGACAGUGCCGGGUGUUGUACUAAACACUCCCCUCCAUCAUCUGCCGUUCCUCUGGCUGCCAUCCAUUUCCAUAUACAAGUACACACUUGCACCAUCAACCUCAAACAUCACUUCCCUGGUGUCUUGAGUAUCGUGUUGUUCCUUCGCUUCCACCACACCUUGCGCCAAACACGUCUCGCGAGAUUCUUUUAUCUCGACUAUCUUGUUUGGCCUGAUCUGUAUCGACAUUGAUGUUCUCAGGACCACGUUACUAGUGACGGGUCAAAGUCCAGACAACUUGGUCUGGUUGAGGAAGCGGCAAAGUUGAAUAGUUUAUGCUCUCAUGACAACCGCAACGGCAUACCCGGCCACUAUGGCAGAUUUGAGAGGACACCCAGGGCAUUCAAGCAUGUGGUCAAGUUACGGAGGCUCAGUACACAUACCAGGUCGAGUGGCAGAUCCCAUGCCAUCAACUUCUUCGCCGCUCUCAGGACGGACUAGUAGUAACCAUACCGAGAUGGAUCAGCCCUCUUACCCCUACAGCCGAUAUCCCCAAGACGACCAAGAAGCAUACGACAGACCUGCGCACCCAGAAAUUGUCUCACAUCACGGCUACCCAAACCUGAAGAGGUCUUUCUCUGAAGCAGAGCCACCUGCUUACCAGGAAAUUGUCCAGGAUCUCCGUGACGACAACUCCAAGAUGACAGCCAGCCACGAGCACAAGCUCCUGGCCUUCAAGAGGACACAGGAUAAGCACACCAUUGUUGACCAGCAAGGUCGCAUGCAACAACUAGAGCUGUCCGCUCAACUCCACGGGAUGUUCUUCCUGUCCGAAAUGCCUGCGAAUACAUCAGAUGGCUCGCUCAGACAGCCUGAGUUGACCUGCUACCGAAGAAAUCUAUUUCAAAUCAGCGGCACACUUGUUACUCCACGAGGUCAGCUGUCUGUGAUCACCGAAUCUGGCGAGACUGUUGCAGUCAGCAACAUGGAGGUUACUAUUUCUGCCAUUGAGUCUGUCGAUGGCAACCCGGUCCGAUUAAUCGUGAUUCCGUGGAAAACCCCCCCACCAAACUCACCAGAGACAAACCAAACCCCAGAUCAAGAACCACAGUCUCUGCCCCUAAUUCCUUUCCAGGACGAUGGGACAGAAUCUGAUGGCGAAUAUGCUGUGUACCCCAUCGGCUGGCGACGCCUUCAAUUCAGGAUUGCAACUGCAAACAAUGGUCGUCGAAAGGAGCUCCAGCAACAUUUCGUCCUUCAUCUCAAAGUCGUUGGAACAUUGGCCAACGGUACCAAGACUGUGCUCACAGAAUCCACGACGGCGCCCAUCGUCGUCAGAGGGCGAAGCCCUCGCAACUUUCAAGCUCGAAAAGAGAUCCCUUUGUUGGGAUCCAGUGCAGGAUCCCGAGGACAAGCCCUUGUGGAAACUGGAGUGGGAGUUGUUGCGGGGCCCCUGAGCGCAAAGCACCAGGAAGCGAAACCGAGAGGCAUUGACGCUCAGCUCCCACGGACAGCCUUUACCUUCAACGCGCCGAAGAUCCCGGGCACACAAUUAGGCCCAAUACGAUCUCACUCAUAUCCAACUUGGGGGACACCGCCGGCCCAGGUGCCCUUAGGUCAUAUCCCAACCUCCGGCGCAGAGAGUUAUCCUGCGGCAUCAAUGGGCCCUCUGGCUGGUACGACAAGUUUCCCUGCUGAAUCACAAGGAAUGCCCAUUCAAUCAUCGAUGGAACCCCCUGUGCCCAUAUCCAUGACAACGACUGGCCCCCCGCAGUUAUCGAUACACACCACUCCGCUCGGAAGCCAUGACCAGGCCAUGAACAUCCCUCGUUACGUCGACAACCCAAGGCCGUUGAAAAGCCCCCGACACAUGAGUCAUCCAUCGAUAAGGAGUGCGGGCUCAGUAGCGAACACCGACGCCUCUCCAGAAUAUCGAUACGCCCCGUAUGCCCCCGUGAACUCGAGUUCUAGCGAGGUUGCGCAGCCAAGUUACAACCCAGAAACGUCUGGGCCACCUUCAGUGCCUGCAAGGGACUACUACGCGCCCGCGCAUACCUGGACAUCAGCGCCUGGGGAGCAUAGUGCGAACCUGGCAUAUGCCAGCACUGCCGAGUCUCGGCCAUACCCUUUCCCUCAAGACGAGUACAAGAGUACACCUGCGGGAACUUCGCCAACGAAGACCGAAUCGAGCCAGCCGCAGGCUUCGUCGGUCUAUAACGGAGCCACGAGAGGCUCUUUUGAUGCCAUGCAUCAAUAUUCCUGGAAUGGGAACUAGACUUCUAUGUCUUAUUUUAUCCACAGUUAAGAAGCUCGCGUUUGACGAUAUACAAAAGUUGCCAUCAAAAGAUGUUGGCCUAACGAGAAGCAUGACAACCACUGGACUUGUGGAGCGCUUGGUUCGUUUGUCAGUGAGCUUGUAACAAUACCUACUGGAGUUUUUCUAUUUUUUAUGACGGAUGGUGUUGGCAAUCUGAAUUGGGCGGCUUGCACUGAUUUGAAACAUGGAUACCAGAAAGUAGACGGAGCCGGAUGCAGAGGCAAGAAUGAUGAAGAGUUAAUGGGGGUGAAGAGGACUGGCCGAAGGAGAAAGAAGGAAGAGGAUCUGAUACACGAGGAUUGAUAACGGAUGACUAGAGGCUAAUGACGCUGGGGAACGAUAAGAACUGGUCAAUUCGAAGCCUCUGAUUAAUGCAGAGCGGCUGGUUCUGCAACGAUUCGAGACGCCGUUGCAUGUCUGGGGCUAAAGGACGGGUCAGGCGAAACACGGGCGUAUCUUCUUCUCUGAUUUUGUUUGUUAAUGUUCUUAUUUAUUUUCUCCUGCGGGUAUGGAUCUGCGGAUUGUACCAGUUCCGUCAUAGGGCGGAGUUAUUGUGUCAAGCGGCAUGUCGAAAAAGUUGCCGCUGAGGUCGAGUUCCCUUAUGUAUCGAUGAAGUAGUUAAAAAACAAUCGGAAUGUGAUGAAGAA